GGCCGCGGCCGCCACCGCGGGAGCCGGAGCUGCCGGGAGGAGCGGCGUCCUCGCCAGUCUGGAGCGGGAGGGCGGCUGGGCGCAGUUGCUGGGAAUUCUUCAGCCGGGAGGGCGAGCGAUCGGAAGGGAGCCCCCGCGAGCUGGGGCGCGCGAGCGCAGCAGACCUCCCUAUAGAUUGAGAAAGCCCGGUUCCCGGAGGAAAUGGGAGUGUGAGCGAACCGGGAGGAAGAAGGGAAGGAAGCGCCGAGAUUGCUGAUGUCAGAGGAGCCCGGAAAGUCGCGCUGGAAAAAUCUGAAGACAGCCGGGGCUCUGCUGCUUCCUCAGGAGAGACACCGCCAGCCACCCCCUGACGCCCCCUCAGUGGCUCCUGGAUUCCCCCGCGAGCCGGCGACAAGCGCCCGGUGGGGCUGCCGCGGGGCGACAGGAACGGAGGGGCGCGCGGACCGGAGACCGAGGGGCCACUUCAGGAAUACAGAUAAGUGGCUGGUGGCUUGACGUGGAUUUUAAUGAAUUUGGACUCCAUGUGGAUGUGGUUCUCCCCGUGAUUGCGAGCUGCGGGUCGCUAGAGGGGCAGCGCGCCGCCCUCAGCAGCCGGCGGCCGAGGCGGACGGACCAAAGACGCGAGGACAGACAGGCGUCGCGGAGCUGGAACCAUGUGAGGGCCAAGCCAGGACGGUGGCGUGGAUGAGCGCUCAGAGGAUCUGCCUCCUCGUCUUUGCCCCUCUCAGCAUGGAACAGAGGAGGCCCUGGCCAUGGGCCACAGAGGUUGACAGCUGGUCUGUGGUCUUGCUCUCAGUGGUUUGGGUGCUGCUGACCUGCCCGGCAGCCAGCAUGCCUCAGUUCAGCACUUUCCACUCUGAGAAUCGAGACUGGACCUUCAACCACUUGACUGUCCACCGAGGGACGGGCGCAGUGUACGUGGGGGCCAUCAACCGGGUCUACAAGCUCACGGGCAACCUGACCAUCCAGGUGGCUCACAAGACUGGGCCGGAAGAGGACAAUAAGUCUUGUUACCCGCCCCUCAUCGUGCAGCCCUGCAGCGAGGUGCUCACCCUCACCAACAACGUCAAUAAGCUGCUCAUCAUUGACUACCCUGAGAACCGCCUGCUGGCCUGCGGGAGCCUCUACCAGGGGGUCUGCAAGCUGCUGCGGCUGGACGACCUCUUCAUCCUGGUAGAGCCAUCCCACAAGAAGGAACACUACCUGUCCAGCGUCAACAAGACGGGGACGAUGUAUGGGGUGAUCGUGCGCUCUGAGGGGCAGGAUGGCAAGCUCUUCAUCGGCACCGCUGUGGAUGGAAAGCAGGAUUACUUUCCCACUUUGUCCAGCAGGAAGCUGCCCCGUGACCCCGAGUCCUCCGCCAUGCUCGACUAUGAGCUACAUAGUGAUUUUGUCUCCUCCCUCAUCAAGAUCCCCUCCGACACCCUGGCCCUAGUCUCCCACUUUGACAUCUUCUACAUCUAUGGCUUUGCCAGCGGGGGCUUCGUCUACUUCCUCACUGUUCAGCCUGAGACCCCCGAGGGUGUGGCCAUCAACUCAGCUGGAGACCUCUUCUACACCUCGCGCAUCGUGAGGCUCUGCAAGGAUGACCCCAAAUUCCACUCCUAUGUGUCCCUGCCUUUCGGUUGCACUCGGGCUGGGGUGGAAUACCGCCUCCUGCAGGCUGCUUACCUGGCCAAGCCCGGGGACUCCCUGGCCCAGGCCUUCAAUAUCAGCGGCAAGGAUGAUGUGCUCUUCGCCAUCUUCUCCAAAGGGCAGAAGCAGUACCACCACCCACCCGAUGACUCUGCCCUCUGUGCCUUCCCCAUCCGAGCCAUCAACUUACAGAUCAAGGAGCGCCUACAGUCCUGUUACCAGGGCGAGGGCAACCUGGAGCUCAACUGGCUGCUGGGGAAGGACGUCCAGUGCACCAAGGCGCCGGUUCCCAUCGAUGACAACUUCUGUGGAUUAGACAUCAAUCAGCCGCUUGGAGGCUCCACUCCAGUGGAAGGCCUGACCCUGUACACCACCAGCCGGGACCGCAUGACAUCAGUGGCCUCAUACGUUUAUAAUGGCUACAGCGUGGUUUUUGUGGGGACUAAGAGUGGCAAGCUGAAAAAGAUUCGAGCUGAUGGUCCCCCCCAUGGUGGGGUCCAGUACGAGACGAUCUCCGUGCUCAAAGACGGAAGCCCCAUCCUCAGGGACAUGGCCUUCUCCAUCGAUCAGCGCUACCUGUACGUCAUGGCCGAGAGACAGAUCACCAGGGUCCCCGUGGAAUCCUGUGAACAAUAUACGACUUGCGGGGAGUGCCUGAGCUCGGGGGACCCUCACUGUGGCUGGUGCGCCCUGCACAACAUGUGCUCCCGCAGGGACAAGUGCCAGCGGGCCUGGGAACCUAAUCGAUUUGCUGCCAGCAUCAGCCAGUGCAUGAGCCUCGAGGUGCAUCCCAGCAGCAUCUCAGUGUCUGAGCACAGCCAGCCGCUCAGCCUGGUUGUGAGUGAUGCUCCAGAUCUGUCUGAGGGCAUCUCAUGUGCCUUUGGAAACCUGACAGAGGUGGAUGGACAGGUGUCUGGGAGCCAAGUCAUCUGCAUCUCACCUGGGCCCAAGGAUGUCCCUGUCAUCCCUCUGGAUCAAGACUGGUUUGGGCUAGAACUGCAGCUGAGAUCCAAGGAGACGGGGAAGAUAUUUGUCAGCACUGAGUUCAAGUUCUACAACUGCAGUGCCCACCAACUGUGCCUGUCUUGUGUCAACAGCGCCUUCCGCUGCCAUUGGUGCAAGUACCGCAACCUCUGCACUCAUGACCCCACCACCUGCUCCUUCCAGGAGGGCCGGAUCAAUAUUUCAGAGGACUGUCCCCAGCUGGUGCCCACAGAGGAGAUCUUGAUACCAGUUGGGGAGGUAAAGCCCAUCACCCUGAAGGCGCGAAACCUGCCCCAGCCUCAGUCUGGCCAGCGAGGCUAUGAGUGUGUCCUCAACAUCCAAGGAGCCGUCCACCGAGUGCCCGCCCUGCGCUUCAACAGCUCCAGCGUCCAGUGCCAGAAUAGUUCGUACCAGUACGACGGGAUGGACAUCAGCAACCUGGCCGUGGACUUCGCUGUGGUGUGGAAUGGCAAUUUCAUCAUCGACAACCCUCAGGACCUGAAAGUGCACCUCUACAAGUGCGCCGCCCAGCGAGAGAGCUGCGGCCUGUGCCUGAAGGCCGACCGGAAGUUCGAGUGCGGCUGGUGCAGCGGCGAGCGCAGGUGCACCCUCCACCAGCACUGCACCAGCCCCUCCAGCCCCUGGCUUGACUGGUCCAGCCACAAUGUGAAGUGCUCUAAUCCCCAGAUCACCGAGAUUUUAACCGUGUCUGGACCACCUGAAGGAGGGACUCGAGUGACCAUCCACGGUGUGAACCUGGGUCUGGACUUCUCUGAGAUCGCCCACCACGUGAAGGUGGCUGGGGUGCCAUGCACACCCCUGCCAGGGGAUUACAUCAUCGCUGAGCAGAUUGUCUGUGAGAUGGGCCACGCCCCCAAGGGAACCACCUCUGGACCCGUGAGCCUGUGCAUUGGCGAGUGUGAGCCAGAGUUCAGGACGGACUCUCACCAACAGUAUACCUUCGUGAACCCUUCCGUGAUGUCCCUCAACCCCAUUCGCGGGCCAGAGUCGGGAGGCACCAUGGUGACCAUCACGGGCCAUUACCUCGGGGCUGGGAGUAACGUGGCCGUGUACCUGGGCAACCAGACCUGCGAGUUCUAUGGGCGAUCGAUGAAUGAGAUCGUGUGUGUCUCCCCUCCAUCAUCCAAUGGCUUGGGCCCAGUUCCCGUUUCCGUGAGUGUUGACCGGGCCCGUGUGGAUAACAACCUGCAGUUUGAGUACAUAGAUGACCCCCGGGUGCAGCGCAUCGAGCCAGAGUGGAGCAUUGCCAGUGGCCACACACCCCUGACCAUCACAGGCUUCAACCUGGAUGUCAUUCAGGAGCCAAGGAUCCGAGUCAAGUUUAAUGGCAAAGAAUCUGUCAAUGUGUGUAAAAUUGUGAACACCACCACCCUAACCUGCCUGGCACCCUCUCUGACCACGGACUACCGGCCCGGCCCUGACACCGUGGAACGGCCAGAUGAGUUCGGAUUCGUCUUUAACAAUGUCCAGUCCUUGCUCAUUUACAACGACACCAAGUUCAUCUACUACCCCAACCCAACCUUCGAACUGCUCAGCCCUACUGGAGUCUUGGAUCAGAAGCCAGGAUCGCCCAUCAUUCUGAAGGGCAAAAACCUCUGUCCUCCCACCUCUGGAGGUGCCAAACUCAACUACACGGUGCUGGUUGGAGAGACCCCGUGCACCGUCACUGUGUCCGAGACACAGCUGCUCUGCGAGCCCCCCAACCUCACGGGGCAGCACAAGGUCAUGGUUCACGUGGGCGGGAUGGUGUUCUCUCCUGGCUCGGUGAGUGUCAUCUCAGAUAGCUUGCUGACCCUGCCAGCCAUUGUCAGCAUUGCGGCGGGCGGCAGCCUCCUCCUCAUCAUUGUCAUCAUCGUCCUCAUUGCCUACAAGCGGAAGUCUCGAGAGAACGACCUCACUCUGAAGAGGCUCCAAAUGCAGAUGGACAACCUGGAGUCCCGUGUGGCCCUGGAGUGUAAGGAAGCUUUUGCUGAACUCCAGACAGACAUCAAUGAGCUGACCAGUGACCUGGACCGCUCAGGAAUCCCCUACCUGGACUAUCGCACCUAUGCCAUGCGAGUCCUGUUCCCCGGCAUCGAGGAUCAUCCUGUCCUGCGGGAGCUGGAGGUACAGGGGAAUGGGCAGCAGCACGUGGAGAAGGCCCUGAAGCUCUUCGCCCAGCUCAUCAACAACAAGGUCUUCCUGCUGACCUUCAUCCGCACCUUGGAGCUGCAACGCAGCUUCUCCAUGCGUGACCGUGGCAACGUGGCUUCGCUCAUCAUGACCGGCCUGCAGGGCCGCCUGGAGUAUGCCACCGACGUCCUCAAGCAGCUGCUCUCUGACCUCAUUGAUAAGAACCUGGAGAACAAGAACCACCCUAAACUGCUUCUCCGGAGGACAGAGUCAGUGGCUGAGAAGAUGCUGACCAAUUGGUUUGCCUUCCUCCUGCACAAGUUCCUGAAGGAGUGUGCGGGGGAGCCGCUCUUCAUGCUCUACUGCGCCAUCAAGCAGCAGAUGGAAAAGGGCCCUAUCGACGCCAUCACGGGCGAGGCCCGCUACUCCCUGAGUGAGGACAAGCUUAUCCGCCAGCAGAUCGAGUACAAGACCCUGAUCCUGAACUGCGUCAACCCCGACAAUGAGAACAGUCCGGAGAUCCCAGUGAAAGUGUUAAACUGUGACACCAUCACGCAGGUCAAGGAGAAGAUCCUCGAUGCCAUCUACAAGAACGUGCCCUACUCUCAGCGGCCGAGGGCCGUUGACAUGGACUUGGAGUGGCGUCAAGGCCGGAUCGCCAGGGUUGUGCUGCAAGACGAGGACAUCACCACCAAGAUCGAGGGCGACUGGAAGCGUCUCAACACACUGAUGCAUUAUCAGGUGUCAGACAGAUCAGUGGUCGCUCUGGUCCCCAAACAGACCUCCUCCUACAACAUCCCUGCCUCUGCCAGCAUCUCCCGGACGUCCAUCAGCAGAUAUGACUCCUCCUUCAGGUACACAGGCAGUCCCGACAGCCUGCGCUCUCGGGCCCCUAUGAUCACCCCAGACCUGGAGAGCGGAGUCAAGGUGUGGCAUCUGGUGAAGAACCAUGACCACGGAGACCAGAAGGAGGGUGACCGGGGCAGCAAGAUGGUGUCCGAGAUCUACCUGACCCGGCUACUGGCCACCAAGGGCACCCUACAGAAGUUUGUGGACGACUUAUUUGAGACCUUGUUCAGCACUGUGCACCGGGGCAGCGCUCUCCCCCUGGCCAUCAAAUACAUGUUUGAUUUCCUGGAUGAGCAGGCAGACAGACACAGCAUCCAUGACACAGAUGUGCGGCACACCUGGAAAAGCAACUGCCUCCCUCUGCGCUUCUGGGUGAAUGUGAUCAAGAACCCCCAGUUUGUAUUCGACAUCCACAAAGGCAGCAUCACGGACGCCUGCCUCUCUGUGGUGGCCCAGACCUUCAUGGACUCUUGCUCAACAUCAGAGCACCGGCUGGGCAAGGACUCCCCCUCCAAUAAGCUGCUGUACGCCAAGGACAUUCCCAGCUACAAGAGCUGGGUGGAGAGAUACUAUGCAGACAUCGCCAAGCUCCCCGCCAUCAGUGACCAGGAUAUGAACGCCUACCUCGCUGAGCAGUCCCGCCUGCACGCUGUGGAGUUCAACAUGCUCAGUGCCCUCAACGAGAUCUACUCCUAUGUCAGCAAGUACAGCGAAGAGCUCAUCGGGGCGCUAGAGCAGGACGAGCAGGCCCGGCGCCAGCGGCUGGCGUACAAGGUGGAACAGCUCAUAAAUGCUAUGUCCAUCGAGAGCUGAGAGACGGAGCCCCCGUUCCUGCGAAGAGGGACCCAUGGAAGCUGUCACACCGGGAGUCUCAGAAGGAAGGACAAGUGAAGGGGAUCAGACGCCAGAGCUUGCUGUCCCCUGAGACCCCAUCGCGGGGAGAGGGGAGGGCCCCUCUCCCCAUCCCAGCCACGUUUCCUCACAGGCGGCUCCUGCGGGGAGAGACCAUGGGCGUCAACCCGUCAACGUCCCCAGGGCGAACGAGAGAAGCAGGGGAGAAGCGGGCCGCGGAGGAGGCGGUUCUUCAAGCUGAGAGGCACGAGCUGGGCCGGUUCUGCCUCUGUGACUGCUGCUUUGCAUGAAAACUCAUUUGAUGUAUAUUGGGGAAAUAAUGAGAACUUUAUUUAAUUUUUUUUAAGAAAAAGGAAAACCAGAAAUAAAACGAAACAAAAACUGCCCUGUUAAUCCCGUCCAACUUUUGUUGAAUUCUGGUUUCUACCCCACUUCCUCCUUUGCCCAUCUCCCUCCUUCUGUAUCUAACUCCUGUUUCCAAAUGCCAGAAAAAACCUACAAAGAGAUCCUGGGGAAAAUUGGAGGGAAAACAAUUGUUUCCUUUCCCUUGAAAUUAAAAAUAAUAAUAAAUGAGGAGAAGAAGAAUGAGCACAAGUUUGCACCAAACACUUUGCAGAACUACAGGCCAGUAAGACCUGGAAUUAUCCUGGCAGCCGGAAGAGCAUGGGAACCAUGGAACUCGGCACCAACUGCAAAGCCAUCGAGCAGCCGGCGGGAAGUUGAGCUUUACCGACCACACACCUGUAUAUUCUCAUCUCUUGAGAGGAGAUAUGUGUCUCUAGAGUACCAAUGCUUUUUGCUACUGUUUUUUUUUUCUGUGUGUGUGUGUGUGUGUGUG
Molecule: messenger RNA, 7291 nt
Organism: Pteronotus mesoamericanus
Lineage: Eukaryota; Metazoa; Chordata; Mammalia; Chiroptera; Mormoopidae
Gene: PLXNA2
Product: plexin A2
Exons: 32
Coding region: 685-6414 (1909 amino acids)
Biological process (GO): semaphorin-plexin signaling pathway involved in axon guidance; negative regulation of cell adhesion; regulation of cell shape
Cellular component (GO): semaphorin receptor complex; plasma membrane
Molecular function (GO): protein binding; semaphorin receptor activity
Source: RefSeq, a predicted model, not a curated record